UGUGUGUGUGUGAGUGUGUGAAGUUCUGCAAAUACAAAAAGUAAAUAAAUAAAACGUGAACUUUGAAUCUUCUUUUCCAUGACGCGUCAUCAACCCGGAAGUCGGUCAUUUUGGAGGCACUCCGCAUCACAACAAAGCACAGGCACUGAAGUAACGUUAUAUCCAGAACGUCGGCAAGGAAAAUGGUUAAUUAUUGCCGUGUUUCGGGUUGUACCAAUAGGACAGACCGAGAAAAACAUUUGAACUAUUAUCGACUUCCAAAAGUUAUUAAAAACCAGGGAGAGGAAUGCCAGAAGUUAUCAGAGGAAAGGAGGCGCUUGUGGUUGGCAAAGCUCAACCAAGAUCUACGAGGGAAAAAUCUGGACAACAUCCGGAUUUGUUCGGCACAUUUCUUAUCAGGUAAAAAGUCUGACCUUUACAAAAAGGAUGACCCAGAUUGGGUGCCAUCUGUUGGAAUGACAGGUCAGCAAGGAGGUCCACUUCAGUCAACCAAAGAAACACUACAAGCGGCACGCUACAAGCGUCGCAUAAAUCGAACCCAGAAGAGACUGAAGGUUGAAGCUCCUGCUGCUGCUGUUAAGACUGAGGAUGACCCCACCACAAGUGAUUAUGUCAGCGAUAAUUUUUGCUGCACAGGAACUCAAACUGAAUUGACUGGUGAUGUCAUUGAGGCUAUGACCGCUGAACUUCAAAGUCGUAGAAUUGAAAACAUUCAGUUUAGCUAUAAUGUUGCAAAUGUGUCCACUUCCUUUGACCAAAGUGCCUUUGUUUAUAAGGAUGAAAAGGUUCCAUUUUUCACAGGCCUACCCACAUUCAGGGAUGCAAACAGUGCGCUUUUAGGUGCCUCCCGCUUUUUUCACGUUAGUUUGGGUGACGUAUGUGAAUCGUGCAGAUCCGAAGAGUUUUUUUCAAGGGUUUCGCCGACAGUAAAACUGGAAUGCCUCCACCAAACAAGUAAAUAGGAAAUAAGCAAAUCAGACCUCUGCGCGCCGAAACAGCAGUAUGCGCGCAAGCGUGAACUACUAGUGUUUCUUCUGGUUGCGUCUCUGACGCGUUGCUUGCGAGCUACCAGUAGCUCGUGGCCUGAUGGCCGAGGUAGCUCGUCAAGGGGCCGUACACAUAUCGUGUCUUCUGCUCUCUCAAGUUCGUUAUUUCAAAUGUAGGCACGGGGCAAGCGCUCUCAUAAUUGAAGCGACGCGCUGAUUUUUUUCAGGCUCAGCGUGUUGAAAACAAAUCAACUUUUCAGAAUGCCAGAAGCACACCGCUGUUCAUGAGACAAGAACCAACCAAUCAGCUUCACCCUUUCCUUAACAACACUGAAAGCUCAGUCAACAUGAAGGAUGGAGGUGCACCUACGGGUGUUUUUCUCUUCUCCGUAAAUAAAUCUUGUAGCAGAGCUACAGCAAGUGUUUUUUUGGUGGUUGAAAUCUUAUUAGCUACUAGGCUAAAACUUUGUCGUCGUGGAGAGUGGAGUGCAUGGUUGCAUUGCAACGACAGAAGCCACGGUAAAAUCAGACCGAAUUUUACUAUUAAUGAUAGGCUAACAGAUAAGCUAACAGUAUAAAUGUCAAAGUAAUUUAUCUUUUUUUGGCUCAUUCUUUUUAUAAAAAAUGAUUUAAUGGCUGAAAUAUCUGAGGUUUAUCUUUUUGUAAAAUCUUUUUUUUUUUUGUCAACUUUAUUUGAAUUUCUUUUUACUAUAUGUGCCUAUAGAGGUGGGCCGGGGAUGGCAGGGUUUGGUGGCAAUGUAAAUAUCUGGAUAUUUGCCACGGUGCGAGGGCUUUGAUUACCGCUCUCUUUUUUGACCAUACAUGUGUUUGCAUCCAUGUACAUACCAGAUACUGUUAGUUCUCUUCACGUUCCUCAGUCCCUAACUCCUUGUGAGGAAGUCACUUGAUAAGUUUAAGUUCAUGCAUUUAGGCUUAACGUUUCCACAACCUUCCUGUCAUAUGCAUUUAACGUGUCAAUAGCGACUGCUUAAAGGAUUGUCAUUGAUGUCAUGUUUAUUCGCAUGAAGCCAUCAAAUGGCCAGAAAGAGAUCAAUUGCAAAAAAAAAAAAAAAAA
Pimephales promelas (fathead minnow) is the source of this 2061-nucleotide messenger RNA. Lineage: Eukaryota; Metazoa; Chordata; Actinopteri; Cypriniformes; Leuciscidae. The record is from RefSeq and is a predicted model, not a curated record.